AUGGUGCGGGAUGGUCCAGGUAAGGCUGGCCCCAAGGGUGGUGGCAAGGAUGUGGUCAAUGGUACCGGCAACCCCCCGGCUGGUAAGGGUGGGUGUAAGGGUGGUGGCAAAACCGCAGCGACAGAGGAUGACGCAGGUGAGGAGGGGUUCAAGGGUACCGGCAAAGCUGCCGGCAAAGCCUCUGCUGGAAAGGAUGGUGCUGCCAAGGGUGGUUUCAAGGGUACCGGCAAAGCCCCUGCUGCCGGAAAGGAUGCUGCGACCCAGGGUGGCCCCAAAGGUACCGGCAAAGCCCCUGCUGCCGGAAAGGAUGGUGCGACCAAGGGUGGCCCCAAAGGUACCGGCAAAGCCCCUGCUGCCGGCAAGGAUGGUGCGGCCAAGGGUGGCCCAAAGGGUACCGGCAAAGCCCCUGCUGCCGGCAAGGAUGGUGCGGAUGGUGUGGGUCUUAAGGGUGGCCCCAAGGGUACCGGCAAAUCCCCGGCUGCCGGAAAGGAUGGUGUGGGUAAGGGUGGCUUAAAGGGUACCGGCAAAUCCCCAGCUGCCGGGAAGGAUGGAGGCAACAGGCCUGGCCAGUCAACGACCGCCCCUGCCACCGGUGAGACUGGAGAGGCCCUGCACACACCCCCACCAAGAACUGCAAUCGAGAAUAGCCCGAACACCGGCACACCCCCGACCAAGCCAGCCGAGACCAACGGCACAGUCGUUGCACCCAACAAGCCAACCAAUCCGGGACCCAAGGGUGCGGGGUGCAAGGGUGGCAAUAAAGGAACCACAACAACCGCAGCCAACGCGAGCUCCAGCGACGAGGGAGCCAAAGGCAAGAUCCCAACGAGCAAAGGCAAGGGCAAGGGCCAUCCUUCAGCGAAAGUUGGAUGGGACCAGGCAGACCAUUCAGUGCGUCGCCGAGUGUCGUUCGACGGUCUGGUCGAUCCAUCCUACGUUCGGAUACCGGCUCUGUCGGGCCCAAACGACAUCCCGUUGCAGCAGCGCAAGGCGCUCAAUGAGAGGCUUCGCAGGCGCAUGACCAGUGGCCAAGGACUACGCAAGGGCUUGGUUAACCAAUGGGCUGCGACCCCCGCGGGAUCGAUGGCACGGUUCGAAUUCUUGAAGGCCUUCCUAUUGGACAAGGACCUAUCGACAAUCGUCGUUGAGCCCUAUUACGAGGAGCGGUUGUCGGAGUCCAAAGAGAAAGAGACCUUCGAGGAGCUUCCUCUUUGCCUGAUCAAAGAGAGGUACAAGAAUGUGGAGGGCGGUGACAAAUUCGUGGAAGACCUCCAGAAAAGCCAGACUGGAAAGAAGCACCCACAGACUGACUGCCCCAAUUGGCGCAUUUACAAGAUCUUCAAAUCGAUCAGUACGACCAGUGCCUUGGGCAAGAUCAUCAGAAGCACUAUGUGUGUGUACUAG
Messenger RNA from Symbiodinium sp. CCMP2592, 1404 nucleotides. The record is from the annotation of a GenBank genome assembly. Lineage: Eukaryota; Dinophyceae; Suessiales; Symbiodiniaceae.